AUGAGAAGAUUUAUCAUCGUUUUUGUAGCUAUAGCAGCUUGCAACGGUUUCAAUAUUUUCAGACCCACAAAACCGACUUAUUACAAGGGACUUGAGUCAGAUGCAAAAAUCAUCGCCCAAGAUUUAUCGAUUGAUCCAGAUGGAAGUUAUCAUUACAAAUACAAAACUGAAAAUGGAAUAUAUGCAGAUCAAUCAACGUUCAUCAACAAACAAACCUCUAAGAAAAGGUUGAUUUACACCACCGGAAAAUUCCAUUGGACUUCACCUGAAGGACAGCUGGUUAAAAUUGGUUACAUUGUUGAUGAAAAUGGUUACCAACCGGAAGGAAACGUUCUUCCAACUCCUCCACCGAUACCAGCCCCAAUAUUGAAAGCAUUGAAAUACAUCGAAAGUAAAAAACAACAAUAA
Messenger RNA from Nicrophorus vespilloides, 408 nucleotides. RefSeq names its product larval cuticle protein LCP-17-like. Gene Ontology annotation, cellular component: chitin-based extracellular matrix. NCBI's taxonomy places the organism in Eukaryota, Metazoa, Arthropoda, Insecta, Coleoptera, Silphidae. The record is from RefSeq and is a predicted model, not a curated record. Gene Ontology annotation, molecular function: structural constituent of chitin-based larval cuticle. The transcript has 3 exons. Bases 1 to 408 code for a protein of 135 amino acids.